CUUCAAUUAAUUCUUUACGCAAUAAUUUUUUUUACUUCAAUUAUUUUCAUUAAUAUAAUUCACCCAUUAGCUAUAGGUUUAACUUUAUUAAUUCAAACAAUUUUAAUUUGUUUAAUUACAGGUAUAAUAACCAAAACUUUUUGAUUUUCAUAUAUUUUAUUUUUAAUUUUUUUAGGGGGUAUACUAGUUUUAUUUAUUUAUGUUACCUCCUUAGCUUCUAAUGAAAUAUUUAAUUUAUCUAUUAAAUUAACCUUAAUUUGUUUUACUUUUAUAUUUUUAAGAAUUUUUGUAUUUUUAUUUAUCGACAAAAAUUAUAUUAAUUUUUUUUUUAUAAAUAACGAAAUACAAAAUAUUUUAAAUAUCUACUCUUAUUUUCCAGAAAAUACACUUUCUCUUAAUAAACUUUAUAACUCCCCAACAAAUUUUGUAACAAUUUUAUUAAUAAAUUAUUUGUUAAUUACUUUAAUUGUUGUAAAAAUUACAAAAAUAUUCAAGGGACCUUUACGUUUAAUAAACUAA
Molecule: messenger RNA, 519 nt
Organism: Drosophila hydei
Lineage: Eukaryota; Metazoa; Arthropoda; Insecta; Diptera; Drosophilidae
Product: NADH-ubiquinone oxidoreductase chain 6-like
Cellular component (GO): mitochondrion
Source: RefSeq, a predicted model, not a curated record